AAGGCAGAGAAAAUGGCACAAAUAAUGCAAAUUUGAAUAACUAUUUUGCUAACUGCAACAUUGUGUCAUAAAAUCCUGAAACUUUUUAAUUUUUUUGUCAAACUUUGAAUAAUCAAAAUACCUUUAAUUCUCCAGUAUACUCCAUUACUUAUUUUAUGGAUAUUUUAAAAUAUAGGUACAUUUUUUUAAAUAAUUCCUAAUAUGCAUUAUAUUAAGAAAAAUUUUAAAACAUGUAGAAAUGCAUUAUAAUUAUUAUUAUAAUUCAAAAAGUGUUAAUUAGUGUCAUUUAUCACUGUAUGUUGUUUCAACACUGAUACAUUGUGAAAGAAAAUAUAACCUCAAACCACCACUGACAAAAAACACUAAAAAUAAACAAAAUGGUAAGAAAACGCUCAAAAGUAGCAAAAAGGCAUUAUUAUAGUGAAGAGGAACCUGAAACAGAGUCCGAUUUCGAAGAUGAUCCAGAGUACGAACCGGCUCCUAAAAAAUAUAGUCUGAGACAAAGAAAAAGACAAACAUUUAAUGCUGAUGAUUGGGAAUAUGAAGAGGAUGUACCUGUGGAGACUCCUAAAGUUGCUUCAGAUGAUGAAGAAUUUAACGUUACCAAUAAUAAUCCCAAGUCAGAUGAAGCAGCCAACAGUGAACAAGUAAGUGACUCUACUGAUAAACCUACUGAAUCUCCAGCUGAAGAGACUGUAGAAAAAUGUGAUGAAUUGGUGGACUUUGAGGACAUGAUUAGAGCAGACGUAGUAGUUAACAAAAAUCGAAUAGAUUAUGAUAAUGUUAUCCAAAAAACUGAGAUUAAAGUACAACCUUUAAGUGAAACAGAACAAGUAAUAAAGAAGUCAAAAAUUCAACCACCCAAAAGUCAACCAGCCAAAAGUCAACCAGCUAAACCAGGUAAAAAAAGAGGAAGAAAACCUAAGCGAAGAAAGAGUGAAGAAGAACCCCAAUAUUUUGCACCGCAAAUCCAAGAAGAUGAAAAUGAUGCAGAUUAUCACCCAUAUAAGCCAAGGAGAACUAGAAGACCCAAAAAGAGACCUGCUGGAGAAAUUGAUAGUAGUCUUUUAGAAGAUUUUGAUAAUGAUGAUGACUUGGAAGAUACAAAUGACAGGGAUUAUAAUCCAGAAGAUGAUUUAGACUAUCCAGGUCUUUCUAACUUUAUUUUAAAUAGACAAAUCACUGAUGAUUUUGAGGAUACUACAUCUAAUACUGUUGUUAGUAAAGAAGGUAGUUUACCAGAGGCAUACUCAUCAGUUGAUACUACUACUGCAGACACUACAGAUUCAGUAGCAAACAUUGAUUUAGUGAGUGGUAGUAGUGAUUUAGGAAACACGCAAUCAGGUGCAGCUUCAGAGGUUAUAGAAAACGAAUCGCAGAUUGAAAAGGCAACAAAUACCCCAGAUUCAGAGAAGGAUGCAUCUGAAACUGUUGCUGUUAGUGUGUCAGCUGCAGAUACAACAUCAGCAGUUCAAGUACCAGACACAACUGAUAAAGAGAAACCAUUUGAUCUUAUUGCAGCUAAUAAUGGAUCAUGCUCUAGAGAAGAGAGUAAUGACGCCCCUCUUCAGUUAGAUGAAAUCAAUGAAUCCGAUAAAAACAAUAGUUUACAAAACGUAUCGUCCACUUCUUCCGAUUCCGUUAUAAAAGUGAACGAGAACUGUGUUUCCACUGACUUACAAGUUAACGGAAGUGUUAAACAUGUAGAAGAUUUAGUCGUGGAGGCCGAUUCAGUAAUUGACGAUGACGAAGAUGACGAUGACGUUGUAUUCGUGGAGCAGGAAAAAAAAUAUGAAAUUAUCGUUUUAGAUGAUUGAAAAAAAUUAUUUUUGAAUAUUUACAUAGUUAUCUUAGACUGAGUUUUUGUAUUUAUAUUACAAAGAGAUUUUGUUUUCGGAUUUUGUGAUACAUUAUCGUUCUGUAUAGUGCAAUGACGCGUACAAGUUUGAGGAGGUCAACUAGUUUUUUUAAAUGUAGAAGAACUGCUGCCAACUAUUUUUUAUGAUAGGCUUAAUGGAACGAAGUCUAAUAAACCCAAGAAUGUAGUAUGUAUUUUAAAAUAUAAAAUACUCCUUUAUGAACUCCAUAAGACUACAUAUCUUAUGGACUCUAGCAAUAUAUGGUUGAAAAACAUUGUUUGAAAUUAUGUUACUGCCACCAUAGGUAUCAAAUUUUGACUGUUUUGUGUGUUAAUUUGUUUGUGUAAUCUGUAUCGUAGAUGUGAUUGUUGAAAAAAUUAAAUUAAAUUCCAUUAUCACAUUUUUAAAUUUAACAGUAAUCUUUAAAUCAAUUUUUUUAUUUAAUUAAAAAUUUAAUCAUUGGGUGCGUUGGAAUGACCACAGCGGAUGGACAGCUGAGUAAGCGAUAGCGUUCAGACGACACUGCUGGAAGCUGGAAGUCAGCCGCUGAGCGUUCUAAGCUUUCCUUUACAGCGCUGGAUACAACCACUCAGCCGAUUUGUGCUGACGGUCAGCCGCUGUGGUUGUCCGAACGCACCCAUUUGUUCAGGGUUGUGUUGUGUGUUGCUAUGUAUUGGGUAUAGUUCUUCUACUCUAACUUUUUCCAUACAUGACAUUAUUCACAAAUGACCUUUUAUGCUAGGUCUCUUUUUUAGUCACAGAAACUAGUAUCGCUAUAUUAAUCCGCUUGUCGAUAAAAACCACAAUAAGUUAAGCAAGCAUAAACAAUAUGGCAUGUCGUUGAUAUAACUUAAGUGACAGUGUCAUUAGUGCAUUUGUUGGUUUUAUUUGAAUUUAUUGUUUAUUAGUUUAUCAAAUUACUUAACUUUUAUUCUUUAAAUGUUAUUGUAAUUUUUAUUUUCAAACAUAAUUAUUGUUAGAACGACUAACUGCUGUCCUCUCUUAAUUUGAUUUUUUUCGGUAAGUACCUAUUUAUUCUUUAAGGAAAAGUGACAAGUAAUAUUUAGUGUCUGUAGUUCUGUCGAAUGGGAACUUGUUUGUUUAUUUUCGAGAUUAGUGUUUAACGUCUUGGUUUUUUUUUUUGUUUCUUUAUUACCGUUCUAUAUUUAUCUUUAUAGUAGUAAUAGUCGGCAUGAUGUUCAACAUGUUUAAUGUUAAGUCGAUCAAUCUCCUCAAUGGUGAAAAAACAUUAAACACUUUAAUAAAAUAACACGAAAUUUUUUUUAUAUAGAAUAAUAUAAUAUUAUUUAAUAUUCUAUUAUUAGCGUCAUCUAUUGACAACUCGAUUAAAUGUUAUAAAUGUCACCGACGAAAUGUAAUCAGAGACGUGCGUUUUUUUCUGUCACAUACAAUUUAAUGCGUUAGAGAGAAAUCGAAAAACUGUGACGCACUGAAAAAUGCUCAUGAAAAGAACCAUAGUACAUGUGAUAUAUGAAACGACGCGUAUUGAAAAGUCGAGCUCGAAUAUUUAGUUCUGGUUUUGAUGUCAUCUCUGGGUAAAAAGUUAUGACUGGAAGUUUGGCAAAAAUGACUCAAAAUUAGCGAUAUCAUAUUUCAAUCGACGCAAAGUUACACGAAGAGUUCAAAUAUCGAUUUCCUACAUUUUGGGAGAAAACCUAGGAUUUAAGAUAUCCAAUUGCUUCUUACAUAACGAAAGCAAUUAGUGGUGUAGAUGUUUUAGAAGUCAUUAAUAAAAUAAAAAUUUGUGCAAUCUUCUUAAUUACCAAUCAUAUUAAAUAAAUAUUUUUCCAAUUAAAUUAAAAUUUAAAAAUUUUUCAAAUAAGUGCCUGUCUAUUUCUUAUUAAGGAAUUGAUUUAUGUUGACAUUUGAUUCUCUAUUUUUCUUAGGAGUAUUUAUUCAAAUAAAAAAGGAAUGAAUCAAAACGUUUUCGGUUGUAUUCUGGUGUUGAUACUUCUUAAAGAAAAUAAAAUGUUAUUUACAAAGAAAAUAUUAAUAAAUAAUAUAAGUAAAUAGUAUAUGAUAAAUUCUGUGGAAUAAGUAUAAGUAUCCAUCCAAAACAAUUAAUAGAGCCUAUUCUAACAUGAUUUUUUGAGAUGUCUCGAUAUUGUGCUCAUAUUUAUCUACUAGUUGAACUCCUCAAAUGAAAAAAAAAACAAUGUACCCUUGAGCGUUCUAUUCCAAUGUGAAAUCAACAGUCUAAUUUGAUGUCGGUUUAUUUUGAUGUCUGUACUUGUGAGAUAACUUUUAUUUGCAGAUUCGUCAUAAAGGGUGAUUUUUGUUAAUAUGAAAUUUUAACUUUAAACUUAAGCUUUGACAUCAACAUUUCAAGCACAUUUGUGUGAAUUUUUUAUGAAACUUUGGUAUAAUUAUUUUAUUUAUAAAUUCUUCUUCCUGCUUCCUUAAUAGGCUCGCGCCUGUUCCAUCUUCGGAUGCCUCCUCAUCAGAUAUCCAGGUUGUCGCUCCAUCUCUUCCUUGGCCUUCCUAUACUCCUUCGGCAGUUUGGUGAUCUGUCUCGUCCUAUGUUUGCCAGUCUUCCUUCUCCCAUUCUGUUUAUAUGGUUAUACCAUUCUUUUUUUCGUUUCAGUGUCCACUCAUUUAUAUUCUCUAUAUUACACCUUUCAUUGCCUGAAUGAGGUCUGUGCAACGUUGUCUAUCCCAUAAUGAUUUUCCUGUGAUAUCUCGAACUAUUUUCAUUUCACACGUUUCCAUCAGUCUUUUUGUCCUUCGCCUGCGGGGACUUUUUUUUGGGAUGUGGGAAUCUUUGCAAGACCGUCUGGGAAGGUGUCCCAGGUGUGUCGGAUUCAGUCCGUCCUACUUCAUCUUGAUGGGCCGCCUACCGACUAAACCCACCCCCUCUUUCUCCAGCCGACGAGUCUGGAACCGCUCUUCGCGAGCAUGUCUGACCCGUCGACCUUACUCCUAACUCCCCUCUGGCACUCUUCGCAGUCUUCGCGUGCAUUUCAUAGAUUGGGUGGCCCCCGCUCCCCCCUUCCGCACGAGCCUUACGCAAGACCGGCCGGUGAAGCGACCGUCCACGCGCAACCCAUGUGCGGGCUGGGCGACCAGUGUGCCCCCAUCUACGAUGGAACUAGCAAAACAGAACCAGUUGGCAAUUACGAGUAACACCAAUCAUUCAUACAUUCAUCGAUUCACACUCGCACUCAUACCCAUUUACUCCAGGUUAAAAAGGGAGGCAGUCAGCGAGGUUGGAUGUAAAAUGUCCUCCCCCACUAGCUGCCCCAGGACAGAACAAACAAAGAAAUAACAAAUAAACAGAAAAUAGACAGAAAUACCCAAGACAGUCGGCAUGGACUAGAUGUAGAGAGUCUUCCCCAUACUGGCUAUCUUUUACGACGUACACCAAAUAAAAAUAAAAUAAGUCCUCUUGUGGGGACUUGGGUGAAUUGAAUAUCUCAGCAUUCACGUUGCCGGUCCUAAGCCCGGAUAAAGAAGGAAGGUUCUCGGGUGAGGCUAGUAACCUACCCGAGGUAAAAAGAAAGCACACUCACAGGCCUGAAGAAAUUUUUAAAUUAAUGAAGCAUAUUCAGUGCAAUUCAAAUAGGUAUUCAAAAAAAAAUUUAAGGCGAAAUAUUGAAAAAUAAGCCAACGGUGGAAAAUAAGAAGAAGAAAAAAUAUUGAUUUUGCGGUGAAUAUCAGAACCCGUCUCUGGAUCAUGUGACACAGAAAAUUAAAAAAGAAUUUAUUAUCUUUUCUCGAGGUAACGCUGUCGAGUUUUUGGUAUCACUCAGAAGUCAAAAUAACGAAAUUUCUUGUAAAAAAUGGUGAAAGUCAACAUAUUUAUUAUUGUUAAACAAAAAAUAUAUCGACAGCGUUACCUCAUGAAAUGAAGUAUCCACCGCCUUUGAAAAAGGCAGUUUUGGGAAAGAUGCGUUUUAAGUUAUGACAACUUUUAUUUUUCAAUUUCUUUUAUGUCUAUGAAAUCGUAAAAUGAUGCAUACCGGAAUAUGUUUUUGAAUCGCGGAGUAAUUUACAAAGAGAAGGGGAACAGCUGUUGAUCAUUUCUCACUACGCUCAAGCGCACUGGCGCGAGGAUGCUGCAAAGCAAUUCGAAGGUAGGGAUAUUCAACGUGCUAUAUUUCUGGUAAUUUUGCUCAUAUCAAUCUGAAAUUUUCAGAAAGUAUUCUUGAAUGUUUGCAAUUUAAUUUAAAAUAAUUAAAAAAUAGAAAAUUUAAAAAAUUUUCAAAGUGAUUAAAUUUGUACAUUGGUACAGCUUGAAAAAUUUGUCUGGUAUAUGGCUCGAACUAGAAUCCUAGUAAUCUAGUCAGUUCGAAAGAAGUCUACCAGGCCGCUGAGCUAUUGAUCUGAUAAAACAUGGUAUUUAGAAAGUAAAAAAGUUUGUUAAGUGCAAAAAGCUUAUUACAUAUAUUUAUAUAGCUAAUCUUUCAUGUUAACGAAUCACCAAUUAAAUAAUACAUACUUUGGCCAAGGUAUAAUAAUUUGUAUAUUUAUCAUAGAAAUAUAUUUAUGAUGUGAGAAGUAUAUGUGCCACAAGGAGUAUUUUUGCUAAUGGGUUUGGUAGGCUUUGUCAACAAAAUUCUCGUUGUUAAUUUUUGCUAUACAUCACUUAAUAUAAAAUUAGGGCUCUGAUAACUAUUGUAGUAUUAGAUCAUUUAAUCCAAGCCGUCGAGUAAGCAAAAAGUAACUAACAAAUCCAUUAAAGCAUUUUAAAGUCAUUAACUCAUUUUUUACUAUGUAAGAUCGUGUCAUAUUUAGAAUAUAAGAUUUAUACAUGCCUAUACUUCUCACUUUGGUAUCACAACAAAUUAUUUGUCAUUUUAAUUCAUUGCUGAUUAUUCGCAAUCUAAAUUUUUAUAAUUUCAUUAUUUUUUGUUAUAGAUUAAUAGAUAUAUUAAGUAGGUGUAUGUAUUAUUUUUUAAUAAAAAAAAACACCUAUUUGGA
Messenger RNA from Diabrotica virgifera virgifera (western corn rootworm), 6800 nucleotides. RefSeq lists its product as uncharacterized. Lineage: Eukaryota; Metazoa; Arthropoda; Insecta; Coleoptera; Chrysomelidae. The transcript has 4 exons. Bases 378 to 1817 code for a protein of 479 amino acids. The record is from RefSeq and is a predicted model, not a curated record.